Molecule: messenger RNA, 292 nt
Organism: Amoebophrya sp. A25
Lineage: Eukaryota; Dinophyceae; Syndiniales; Amoebophryaceae
Source: the annotation of a GenBank genome assembly
CGUCCCAGUAAACUCGCGCAAUCAUUAGGAGCUUUGCGAGAGUUGCGCUUAGCUGCUCGUCGAAAAUCGAAAGCAGAUAUGGCAGAAGCAAUGAAGCUGUCCAGAGAGGAGGAUAUGAGCAAGCAUUUUAAUGCAACCAACAUGCAACUGCUUUUCUUCGGUGAUCCUAGUACAAACGAAGUGAAAGAGGAGACUUCAAACCUUCUAGGAGGAAUUGCUGCGGAUUCUGAUAACGAACUACCCACCGUGUCAAGCAACAUCCAACAAGGUGGGCUACUGCGUGGAACUGGGC